Messenger RNA from Beauveria bassiana ARSEF 2860, 3033 nucleotides. RefSeq names its product PDZ domain-containing protein. The transcript is spliced from 4 exons. The record is from RefSeq and is a predicted model, not a curated record. Gene Ontology annotation, molecular function: protein binding; serine-type endopeptidase activity. Gene Ontology annotation, biological process: proteolysis. The coding region runs from base 1 to 3033 and encodes 1010 amino acids. NCBI's taxonomy places the organism in Eukaryota, Fungi, Ascomycota, Sordariomycetes, Hypocreales, Cordycipitaceae.
AUGAACGGACACUCCAUGGCAGGGGCCAAAAGAAAAUCCUCCGGGUCCCCAGAUCGCGCGCCCGCCCCCAAGAGAGUCCCUAAUGGCAACCAUUCCCACGAUGAGGACACUCCGGAUACCGAGCUCAUUCAUUACGACGACGAGUCCGACCUCGUAGAUGAAGGCGACAUGUAUAUCGGCACGCCGGUCAGCCUGGGCGAGUGGCAGGACACUAUCCAAAAGGUUGUCCGCAACGUCGUCGCUAUCCGCUUCUGUCAGACCUGCUCUUUUGAUACCGACCCGGCCUUGACAAGCGAGGCCACCGGGUUUGUCGUCGACUCUGAGAGAGGAUACAUUUUGACCAACCGCCACGUCGUCGGCUCAGGACCUUUUUGGGGUCACUGCGUCUUUGACAACCACGAAGAAGUCGACUGCUAUCCCGUCUACCGUGACCCCGUGCACGACUUCGGCAUACUACGCUACGACCCGAAGGCGCUCAAAUACAUGCAGGUGGAUGGCCUGGACCUGACCCCUGACCAAGCAAAAGUUGGUGUCGAGAUUCGCGUCGUAGGUAACGAUGCAGGUGAAAAGCUAAGUAUCCUGUCGGGCGUCAUUAGUCGUCUGGACCGCAACGCGCCCGAGUACGGAGAAGGAUAUAGCGAUUUCAACACAUGUUACUACCAAGCCAACGCGGCAGCUAGUGGUGGUUCAUCUGGUAGUCCUGUCGUCUGCAAGGACGGCACUGCCGUUGCGCUCCAGGCUGGUGGCAGAUCCGAUGGAGCCUCGACCGAUUACUUCCUGCCCCUCGACCGCCCACUGCGCGCGCUGCAGUGUAUCCAGCAAGGGAAGCCUGUCACAAGAGGAGACAUACAAUGCCAAUUCUUGCUCAAGCCCUUCGAUGAAUGCCGCCGCCUUGGCCUCAGCUCUCACUGGGAGGCUGCUAUCCGCCAAGAGUUCCCUGACGAGACCAACAUGCUGGUCGGCGAAAUCAUUCUUCCCGAUGGCCCUUCUCACGAAAAGAUUGAAGAAGGCGAUGUUCUCGUCAAAGUCAACGGCCAGCUCAUCACUCAGUUUCUUCGACUCGACGAUAUUCUCGACUCCAGCGUAGGCCAGCCUAUCAAGCUGCAGCUGCAAAGGGGUGGUCAGGAUAUCGAAGUGGAGAUUGAAGUCGGUGAUUUGCACAAGAUUACUCCAGACCGCUUCGUCUCUGUCGCCGGCGCUAGCUUCCACGAUAUUUCCUAUCAGCAGGCUAGACUCUACGCCGUUGCUGUCAAAGGCGUCUACGUCUGUGAAUCAGCAGGGUCGUUUCGCUUUGACAACACCGAUAACGGCUGGAUCAUUCAAUCCGUCGACAACAAGAAAGUUCCGGAUCUUGACACCUUUAUCCAAGUCAUGAAGGGAAUUCCUGACAAGGCGCGAGUGGUCGUCAAAUACAAACAUCUUCGCGACCUUCACACUCUCAACACAACUGUCAUCUAUAUUGAUCGUCAUUGGUCCGCAAAGAUGAAGCUUGCCGUACGAAACGACAUCACAGGCCUGUGGGACUUUUCUGACCUUGGCGAUCCUCUCCCGCCUGUGGCACCUGUUCGACGCUCAGCCGCCUUUAUCGAGCUGGAUCAUAUGCCCGACCCAAGCAUCGCCAAGCUUAUCCGCAGCUUCGUCCACAUCAACUGCACCAUGCCUGUCAAGCUUGACGGCUUCCCAAAAAAUCGGAGAUGGGGUAUGGGUCUCGUCAUUGAUGCUGAAAAGGGUAUUGUUCUCAUCUCAAGAGCUGUUGUGCCAUACGACUUGUGCGACAUUACCAUCACAAUCGCCGACUCCAUCAUCGUCGAGGGAAAGGUUCUGUUUCUCCACCCGCUGCAAAAUUACACCAUCGUCAAGUACGACCCAUCUCUUGUGGACGCCCCCGUUGAAAGUGCUCGCUUAAGCAGUGAGCCCCUGACACAGGGUGCCAAGACCCAUUUCUUGGGGUACAAUAGGAUUGGGCGCGUCGUACACGGUUCAACUACAGUCACUGAGAUUACUGCUGUCGCCAUUCCGGCCAACUCUGCGGCUCCACGUUACCGGGCUGUCAACGUUGAUGCCAUCACAAUUGACAGCAAUUUGGGCUCCUCCUGCAACAGUGGUGUUCUUGUUGCACCCGACGGCACUGUUCAAGCUCUAUGGCUGUCAUAUCUUGGCGAGAGAUCUUCGUGCAGCCAGCGCGAUGAAGAGUACUAUCUCGGUCUGGGGACUCCCACCCUGUUACCUGUGAUAUCUGCUAUCCAGCGUGGUGAGAUGCCCAAGUUGCGCCUCUUGUCUGUGGAAUUCCGCUCCAUCCAGAUGUCCCAGGCCUCCGUCAUGGGCGUUUCUGACGAAUGGAUCAAGAAAGUCACACAGGCCAAUCGUUCGCAUCAUCAGCUAUUUAUGGUGAGCAAGCGCACGUUUGAGCGUGGCAGCAUGCCCGUAUCUCUCCUAGAAGGCGACAUCAUUCUUACUCUGAAUGGCAAAAUUUGCACAACCAUUACGGAUUUCGACAUUAUGUACUCCAACACCGUGCUCGAUGCCGUCAUUAUGCGUGAGAAUGAAGAGAUUCAGCUACAGCUUCCAACUGUUCCCGCAGAAGAUUUGGAAACAGAUCAUGCCGUUGCAUUCUGCGGUGCUAUCUUGCAUCGCCCUCACCAGGCCGUGCGCCAACAAAUCAGCAAACUGCACAGCGAGGUCUACGUCUCUAGCCGCAUUCGUGGAUCUCCUGCAUACCAGUACGGUGUGGCCCCUACCAAUUUCAUCACCCACGUCAAUGGCGAGCCGACUCCGGAUUUGGAUUCAUUCAUUGCCGCGACUCGCCAAAUUCCUGACAACACAUAUUUCCGUCUCAAGGCUGUUACCUUUGACUGCGUGCCCUGGGUCAUUACCAUGAAGAAGAAUGACCACUACUUCCCGACGAUGGAGUGGAUCAAGGACAACUCAGAGCCCUGCGGUUGGCGCCGUGUAACAUAUGAAGGCGCUGCGGUGACGAACGGGGAGACCGUAGAUGGCGUGCCUCUGCCGGUCGAGGAUGCAGAGAUGGAAUAG